Molecule: messenger RNA, 2301 nt
Organism: Seriola dumerili (greater amberjack)
Lineage: Eukaryota; Metazoa; Chordata; Actinopteri; Carangiformes; Carangidae
Exons: 6
Coding region: 658-1356 (232 amino acids)
Molecular function (GO): DNA binding
Source: RefSeq, a predicted model, not a curated record
UACUGGAGGUGAGCACGAGUCCGGCUGAACCGGAGAGGCUGGGUCAUGAGGACCAGGGUCUGACCGAGGGUCAAGACGUGAACAGGAGUUUUGAAGAAAAAAUAACACGUUUCAAUAGUUUUAGAGCAGAAAAUGAGUUGAAACAGCGCGUGGAGCUGAUGACAGUGAGUGAUUGCACCUGGGAUGAUGAGAGAGCGGGUGGCUGCACCUGUGUGGCCCAGAGAGGAGCAGAGUGCGCGGGGAGCCGAGCCUGGAGGACGCUGCUACCAGAGGCAGAGGACAGGCAGCGGGUUUUCGGGCGAGGUUCCCGUGUGAGGCUGGGCUGAGAUGGUGGUGGAUUUGGGAACACCUCCGUCCGCUCCCCGGUGUGGAUGACGCUCUCCUGCGCUGGACCGGCUCUCGCCCCCGCUGUAGACAAACUGGAGACCAGACGGCUCCAAAGCUCCGACCCCGCGGAAAAGGUGAAGAUUUUGUCACCUGCGACCUGAGAUGCUGAAUCAGCUGCACAGCAAAUAAUGCACUGUCCCACUCAUAAAUGUCUCAUAAACUAGGUGGCGGUAAUGUACCUGUUGGCUGCCAACCGCCAAUGAAUGCUAAAAGAAGAAGAAGAAGAGCGAGCGAGAGAGAGAGAAAGAAAAAAAGUUUUCUUCGGAAAGGAUGAACAAUGUUCAACAGCAAGAAAGUCAUGUGUCUAUCCAAAAGGGACUAUUCAUUCCUCCCCUGAAAAAAUGCUACAAUUGCUGCUCUCCAGGCAAAUUUCAUUGUCCAUUUUGUUUACCAGUGUAUUUCAAACCCACAAAACUCUGCAGAGUUAGACUUCAUUUGAGCAAACAUCUGAAGAAAGCCUUUUUUGUUGGAGAAUAUACGAUCCACAGAUGCGGACAGGGGUGCAGGAGACGGCAACAUUACCACUGUUUGUACUGCUCAGCCACAUUGAUAAGAAGUAGAGAUUUCAACAAUCAUUUACCAUUGUGCAGCCAGGCCCAACAGCUGAGAACCCAGAAAUCAUCCCAACUACAGGAAGAGAUGACACAAAGAGUCCAAACCAAAGGACGGAGUGCUCCAUCACUGACCACUGGAGAGAUUGACUUCCCUUCAUAUGAAGAAGAGAGCGAUGACAGUGAUAACAUCACCAUCAACCCAGAUUCAGAUGAGCAGAGCAGCCAAGAAGCGUGUGCAGAACCACACUCUUCUAAAUGUGACCAAACUGUGCAGACAAACAUCGAAAAACCACAAGAUUGUGAUGAAUUCUACUUCAUGAACCUUGUGAAGUUGUUUAAGAAGUUGUCCCCUAAGAAAAAGGCAGAGGUCAGGUUGAAAAUUGAGAGAGUUCUCUUUGAAGCUGAGUUUGAUUAGAAAAGUGUUUAUACACACAAACAAAAUGAGUUUUUUUGUAUAAUGUUGUAUUGGAAAGUUUCGAGAAGCAGAGUUUCAGUAUCUUCUAUUUUUAUUCUGGACAGUAUCUUUGUGUCAGCCCACUGCGUCUUCAGUGGAGGUGAAAAACUGGAUUAUUUUUACAAGCUCUGGUGAAGCUUUAUUAUUACUCACUCAGUUGAGAUGCGCCAUUGCCUUCUGGGGCCCGUUUCACCAAAUUGGCAACAUACAAACAACGAUUUACAAUAUGGCAUAAUGUCCUCUCACAUUCAUUUUAAAUCAUUAUAUUAAUCAACUCAAAUGACCUACUUCACGUAGAUUUUGCGUGGCUCCUGAAGAAAUGAGGAUGAAAAGGUUCGACUGAACUCAACUGAGAAUCGUAUGAAUAUUCUUUUGUCCAAUGUGCUGCUACUGUCCACUUUUCCCAUACUCAGAAUACCUCCAACCAAAGAGUGAAUUCAGUGUUUCCUUUUUAUGGAGCACUAUUCUGUACUGAAACACACAUUGUGGGUUAAAGUAGUUAUAAAUGAGAAUGUCUAUGAAGCGUUUGGUCAAAAUAAAUUUACAUGAUGUUAAGACCUGUACGUUUGAUACAAGGCCGAGAGAUGUACUGUAUGGUUAAUAAGGGAGACUGCUCAGCCUACCUCAGAUACAGCUGGAGAAAUGAUCUCAGAGCUGGACACUACAAAUACUUGGCCUAGUGUGUCUUAAAUAGAUAAAACAAAUUAAGCUGCUGUUUGUUAAGCCUAUGUUGUGAAUUGUUUUUUUUUUUAUUCAAAUAAAGGACUUACAUGUAUUGGCUUUCGACCAUGUAUUGUGUUUUCAGUUUUGAAUGCAGGUUUUUCUCUUUCGUAGUUGUCUAGGUUAAGAUGGCUGUGUUGUCCAACUUAUUUUUUAUGUGGGUGAUCCAUUUCCGUGCGGAGAGAG